AUGUAUUUGGGACGGUCGGAGAAAGAUGCUUUCAAACCAAAAAAGAAUCGUAUACUUGUGCCUCGGUCAUUAGCGAUAUAUUUGGUGAUCAGCGUACUUUUGACAAACUUUUUGGUUUUCCAAUUGUUCAACAUCAACCUGAUUCCAUUCCUAAACGGUCGAUCUUCCAAGAAUAAUUUUGAUUAUCUGGUCAAGAAAGAGUUUUUGAACCUAGAAGAACCAUAUCGUGGUUUCUACAAAGAGGAGAUUGAAAAUCCUACCAAUUAUUUUUUCCCUACGAUCGAACAUGCCUCCCGAUUAAACGAAAUGGGAUUAGACAACUUGUUUCAGUAUACUGUUGACAAGCAAACCAAGGUUCAUCAAUACAUGCUGGAUCCUGAGUUAAAAUAUGAAGACCAGCCAAAGGGGAACGAACUAGACUUUGUUCGAAGAGAAUUUUUGAGCAAUGGCAUGAAGGUGCAUCGUGGUGCUAAUUCUCCAGAAUUGGUUAUUGUUACAGGUAUUGAUUUUGAGACCUUCGAUAGUAGCUAUUUGGGCAAUAUUACACAGAAUAGAAUUGAUUAUGCCCAAAAAUACAAUUUUGGAGUCUAUGUUCGUUGGAUUCAGGAGUUUGCACCCCAGUUCAAUAACUUUCAGCAAAGUAAGGAUUGGACUAAGGCUUUACUUAUGAGGGCUGCAAUGCUGGCCUUCCCGAAUUCAAAAUACUUUUGGUACAUCGAUUCCAACUGUUUCAUUAUGAACAUGGAAACUAACAUCAUUCCAUACAUUCUUGAACCACACGUGCUGGGUCCUAUCAUUUUAAGAGAUCACCCCCUAAUACUCCCUGAUGGUGGCAUUAAAACCUAUGCUAACAUAGACCCAAAAGAUGUUCAUUUGAUCUUGACACAGUCAGCUACUUCCAUUAGAACUGACAGUUUUGUUAUGGUCAAUUCAAUCUACUCUAAGGCAUUGCUGGAAUAUCUUUCCGACCCCCUAUUUACCAAUUUUAGCACCUUUGCCCAUGGAUUCUAUGCUGGAUUGACUCAUUUGCUACAAUGGCAUCCAUAUUUUCUUUCCAAAGCGGUUCUCAUUCCUCAGAGAACAAUAGCUGCCGAACAUUCUUCUGUAAUUAGCGAAGAUGAGAAUGAUAUGAGAUCUUACCAUGAGGGAGAUCUUCUGCUUCUCAUGCCUGAUUGUGUCAAAAAUAAUGAUUGUGCCAAGAUAUUGGAAAGCUACACUAAGAAGAAGAAAAGCCAAUCUUAG
Komagataella phaffii GS115 is the source of this 1242-nucleotide messenger RNA. RefSeq names its product Subunit of a Golgi mannosyltransferase complex that also contains Anp1p, Mnn9p, Mnn10p, and Hoc1p. Gene Ontology annotation, cellular component: Golgi membrane; mannan polymerase complex. Gene Ontology annotation, molecular function: alpha-1,6-mannosyltransferase activity. Gene Ontology annotation, biological process: protein N-linked glycosylation. Lineage: Eukaryota; Fungi; Ascomycota; Pichiomycetes; Pichiales; Pichiaceae. The record is from RefSeq and is a predicted model, not a curated record. The transcript has a single exon. The coding region runs from base 1 to 1242 and encodes 413 amino acids.